GUCCCCGCCGCCCGGUCUGUAUCGUGUCUGCGCGUGAAGUCAGAGGGGAGGGAGAGAGAGGCCGGAUCCGCACAAAACACCAACCUCCUUCGAUUGUUUCUUUUUCCGGGAAGUGCCUCAGUUUGAUAAACGAGCCGGGACAUGGAGGUCAGCGCCGAGGCCAAGAGGAUCAUGGUCGUGGCUCUGGGGAAACUGUACAGCUCCCGCAGCCAGCGAGGGGGUCUCCGCCUCCACCGGAGUCUCCUGCUCACCCUGGUGAUGAAGUCCGCCCGGGACAUGUACCACGCGGCCCAGACCCCGGCAGACGGCGUGGCGCCGGGACCACGUGAGCACCAACAACCACAACAACAACAACAACAACAACAACAAACAACAACAACAACAACAACAACAACAACCGCGGUGACCACGGAGCCCAACGGCCCACACGUGGGGCUCCAGGGCCCCGCUUCGCUCGCCGGCGGCGGCGCGCAGCCUCGCUCUGCGCCGCGGGAGGAGGUCGCGCGUCCCCGCGCGGAGGACAAGGAGAACCGGUGCCCGAGCGGCCCCGCGCAACUGUCGAGGAAGAGACGCGGCAAGGCGGCCGCCGAGCCGGAUUUCCUGCCGCGCAAGAAAGCGAAACUGGAGCAGACGAACCGCUCCCAGCACCCGGUGCCCGUGAGCCCCGUGCUGAUGGACUACGUGAACUGCGGCGGCGGCAGCGAGCUGGGCGCGCGCCCGACCCCCAUCCCGCUGCCGAGGGCGGUCGCGGCGUGUUGAGAGAGAAACGCUGCCUCUCACAUUCAAAAGGGGGCGAAUGAACUUUCCGACGCGGCCUUGAAAGGCCUGAUGGCAACCCGCCGGCAGCGGGCCUGUCCCGGGGAGUCGCGGGGGGGGGGCGAACACCGCGGGACAGUUGGGUCCCGGGGGAAGUUCCCCACAGACGCGACUCUGGACAGGCCGGGGCACGUUCCAGGAACCACGGGAGCAGGGCCAGCCGAUGCCAAGUCGUCCCGAGUGACUCGUUGGCCCAUAAAGCUCACAGCAGGGGGGCUGGUCCAGGGCCUACAGGAAUAUGUGGCUCAUCAUAGACUGCCUCCAUGAACAUUAAAGAGACUGAACAGACUCUGUAAACUCUGCUGGCCUGGUUGUGAACUUGUGUCUGAGGCCUACAUGCUGACUGAUCAUGUGAGGUGUGAUGUGCUGAUGAGUUCAAGUGUGAAACAGUCAAUGAUCAACUACCUCAGUAUUUAUUAAACUUUCGUUUUUUUGUACUCAAAGUGAA
Molecule: messenger RNA, 1264 nt
Organism: Scophthalmus maximus (turbot)
Lineage: Eukaryota; Metazoa; Chordata; Actinopteri; Pleuronectiformes; Scophthalmidae
Gene: ier2a
Product: immediate early response 2a
Exons: 1
Coding region: 142-759 (205 amino acids)
Source: RefSeq, a predicted model, not a curated record